Chelonus insularis is the source of this 1886-nucleotide messenger RNA. RefSeq lists its product as uncharacterized. The transcript has 8 exons. Lineage: Eukaryota; Metazoa; Arthropoda; Insecta; Hymenoptera; Braconidae. The record is from RefSeq and is a predicted model, not a curated record. Bases 421 to 1335 code for a protein of 304 amino acids.
ACAUACUAAACCUUCGUCUCGAGUAACAGAUAUUUGUAUAAAUAGAGUGAAAACAAAAAUAAUAAAACUACGUCUGAAUUUCCGACAAAAUCAAAGGGAAAAAACUUUUGCAAUUCCGUUAUUACACGAAUAACGCAUUUUUUAUGGAUAUAAUUUACAUAUGGUACAAAGUUCAACAUAAAAAAUAAUAAUUAUAAAAAAAAAUAUGAUAAAUAUAUUUUAUUUGCCAAAUAUUUAAUUUUUGCGGUUAUGGACACUCUAGUGGGACAAAUAUGAACUAUAGAGCUUUUGAGAUCUCGGACGCCGAGUGUUGGACGCUAUUGUGUGAAGCCGAGAUCGACUUCCCGCGUUAUUCACGGCGUUCUUUAUUUAAUAUUCUUGAUAAAAUUGAAUAAUAAUUAAAAAAUUGUUGAUCCUACGAUGGCGAAAUCAAUAUCUAAUGAUUCAGAUACUAAGGAAAGUGAAUCGGAUGAUGAAGUUUAUGAUUUUGUUAUAAUUGAAUUUAUAAAAAGAGGUAGAAAGACAAAAAAAAAAGGUGUUCAUGUUAUACCAUCAUCAUGGCUAAACUAUGAUGCCAAAAAAAAGCAUUAUACGUGCCCAUUUCCUCCUGAACCAUAUGAAAACUUAGAUGAUAUAGUGAAAAGAAAAUCACCUCCACAUAAAUCCUGGAAUAUUUAUAAUGUCAAGAUCAAGGGUCACGACGAUAACUAUAAACAAGCAAAGAAAAAAGCGCAAAAGUUACAAAGUAAAGAUAAUGCUUUCUCAACGGAUACUGAUUUUAAUUCAACUGAAAAAACUGUACAACUGGAACAAGCUGUAAAAACUAAAAUAUUAAAAGAGAAUCUAGUUGCGAUGAAAAAAUAUAUGGAUACAAGUAAUAACAAUGAACAUUCAUCUAAUAUGGAUAAAAAUUCAUCAUCAGAACAAACGUCUUCACAUGGUGGUUCGGAUAUUUCUGAAGCUGAAUCUUCAUCAAGUCAAGAAUCAUCAAAAAAAAAUAAAACUAAGAAAUCCAACAUUAAAAAAAAAUCUGUUUAUCAAAAACCACUCAAUAAUGCUUGUGAUAUCAUGACCGAAAAUAUUGAAUCAUCUACACCGGCUUCUUGUUCUGAGAAACAAACUGAAUCUGGCCAACAAUUUUUUGACCCAGCAGUUUCUAUUGAUGCAUAUAUUGAUAAUAAUGGUGCAAUUGUUGUAUCAGACAUAAAUCGACGAAGUGUAAGCAAUCAAGAAAAUAAUCUCAAAAGUGCAACUGGAUUUAGUGAAGAUCAAUUUAUACAAUUGAUGGAAAAAUUAACCUGUUUGGAGGUUGAAUCAAAAGCACAAACUACAUAAAUCCAUCGAAUUGAAAAUACUCUUGAAUAUAAACUUGGAUGUACCUCAAGUAACAGAAUAGCUGAUCACUUUGGGCCUGAUUUUCCAAUAAAAGAAAUAGACAAAUUACAAGAAGUCGAAAAGCAACUAGAAAGAUGAUAAGAACUUUAAAAUAAAAUUGAGUAAUGCAAUCAAUUCAUUGAUUGAUUUAGACGAGUCGUUGUCUGUAAAUGCUACUGAAGUUCUUAAAAAAAUCUUCAAACGAGAAUUAGCAAUGCAGUUUACUGCAACACGACAAAUGGAAAAGAAAUCAGUAUUUUCUUGUGAAGCCCCCAAUUUGUGUAGUUGCAUCAGAGAUUCCUUAGCUUCUCGUUUACAAAAACUUCCAAAAAAAGUGAUGUCUGCAUUAGGAAAUGCUUUUACUAAUUCAAAGGAUUGGGACGGUCAUCGUGCAGAUAGAAUUAAAAAAGGAAAAAAUACUGCUGUUGUAUCCGAUCCUGCUAAUUCUUAGGUCUUUAAAUCUUUUUUUAAUACUAUAAUUAUAUUAUAUUAUUCAAUUUAAUACAAAACUU